Messenger RNA from Medioppia subpectinata, 900 nucleotides. NCBI's taxonomy places the organism in Eukaryota, Metazoa, Arthropoda, Arachnida, Sarcoptiformes, Oppiidae. The record is from the annotation of a GenBank genome assembly.
AUGAUAGAGAUGAACAAACUGUUCCGACAUCUGUUUCCUCUGGUGCCGGAUAAGGCCCACUAUAUAUGGAAAGCGAGUCACCAUGGUGGUGCAUCGCUUGGUGGGUCAUUUGGUGGGCCACUCGGUGGGGCCCUCACCUUAGAUCAGCCCAAUCGACAUCACAACUCAUUUAUAGAUCACAUUGAAAAUCCAAUUACACGCCAUUCCUCCACACCUCAAAGUGAAGCCAACGCUAACAUUAGAGAUCAACAACAAUACGACGACCAGUCGGUGACCGUACCCACGAGCCCACCGCACCCGCCCGUCAUAUCACCGAUUCUGACAAAUAAUUUCAAACAUAUUAUCAAAUCUGGACGAAGAAUGCAAACACCACUCGGAAAGAGGGGUCCGGAAUACACCAAUUCCCGUAAGUUGAAGUCGACUGACGUCACCGAAUGGCCAAAGACUUCAACACUAACUCUAACUCUAAUUGUUAUACAGAUAUACUGAUUGCAGAACUCCUCAUAUCUAAAACUUCAAUACAUUAACUGAUUUAAUGGAUUCGUCGACUCUAUUAACUAUACAUUAAACGUUAAAAUAUCUCUUAAGUUAAAGUGAAAACCCGGAAAAAUUAUUAGCCAUUAAUUGCAAUAAAUACUCGUUUAAAUGGUUCCCAAAUCGGUCCCUUCAUUUGGUUUUAAUGUCUAACUAUUUUGUUAUUCCUUGUAAUGUCAGUGACAAACAUAUUGUAUUUUAGGCACUGUUUUACUGCCAAUACUUUUAAUCAAUUCCUGUUUUUUGCACUUAUUUUCUGUCAAUUCGUAAAUCUCUUUCAAACAAACAAAAAACACACAUAAAAAUUAUCUCUAAACUCGUUUUCUCUUUAAUUCAAAUAUAAAAACAAAACAACAGAAAAAUGCG